AUGUCAAGGGUUCCAAGUCCGCCACCUCCAGCAAAAAUGUCGAGUAGCCCUGCAGCUGAGAGCUGGUGCCACACCGAGAUCAAGGUAGUGAAAUUCUCCCACAUGUGGACCAUCGGUAAUUUUAGCUUUUGCCGGCAGGAAGUGGGUGAAGUCAUUCAAAGUUCAACCUUUUCAUCAGAAGCCAAUGAUGAACUGAAAUGGUGUUUGAGAGUAUACCCAAAAGGGGUAGGUGAAGAAAGCAAAGAUUACCUGUCACUUUACCUGCUUCUGGUCAGUUCUCCAAAGCGUAUAUUUUUGGCAAAAUUCAAACUCUCCAUCCUGAAUGACAAGGGAGAACAAAUCAAAUCUUUGGAGAGUCACCGGGCAUAUGGCUUUGUACAAGGCAAAGUCUGGGGAUUCAAGAAAUUCAUCCCGAGAGAUGUUCUUUUGGAUGAAGACAAUAGUCUUCUCCCUGAUGACAAGCUGACCCUCUUCUGUGAGGUGAGUGUGGUGCAAGAUUCCUUCACCAUUUCUGGCCAGAAUACCAUGAAGAUGGUGAAGGUUCCUGAGUGCCAGCUGGCUGAUGAGCUAGGAGAACUUUGGGAAAAUUCCUGGUUCACAGACUGUUGUUUUUGUGUCGCUGGCCAGGAAUUCCAGGCUCAUAAAGCUAUCUUAGCAGCUCGUUCUCCAGUGUUUAGGGCCAUGUUUGCACACGCAAUGGAGGAGAGCAAAAAGAAUCGGGUUGAAAUCAUUGACAUGGAGCCUGGAGUUUUUAAGGAAAUGAUGAACCUGGACAAAAUGGCUGAUGGUUUGCUGGCAGCUGCUGAGGAGUAUGCCCUGGAGCGUUUGAAGGUCAUGUGUGAGGAAGCCCUCAGCAGACACCUCUCUGAGGAGAAUGCUGCAGACAUGCUCACCUUGGCUGACCUCCACAGCGCACAUCAACUGAAAACUCGGGCAGUGGAUUUCACCCACUCUCAUGCUGAGGAUGUCUUGGAGUCCAAAGGGUGGCAGGCAAUGGUGGCAUCCCAUCCCCACUUGGUGGCUGAGAUGUACCGCUCUCUGGCUUCAUCACGGGGUGCCUGUCUGGGACCCCCACACAAGCGCCUGAAGCAGUCCUCAGAUCCUGCCUGGUGUAAGACUCCCUUGAUUUUCCAGAAGCAGCAGCCACUGUUGCUGCCAUUGAGCAUCUGGUAG
This is a messenger RNA of Myotis lucifugus (little brown bat), 1173 nucleotides long. RefSeq names its product speckle-type POZ protein A-like. Lineage: Eukaryota; Metazoa; Chordata; Mammalia; Chiroptera; Vespertilionidae. Gene Ontology annotation, biological process: proteasome-mediated ubiquitin-dependent protein catabolic process; regulation of proteolysis. Gene Ontology annotation, molecular function: ubiquitin protein ligase binding. The record is from RefSeq and is a predicted model, not a curated record. Gene Ontology annotation, cellular component: cytoplasm; nucleus.